AUGGGUAAUGCAAUCUGUUCAUGUUUCCAGCAAAACUCCAUGAGGGAUUCGGUGAAGCUUGUCUUUUGGGAAGGAGACACAAUGAUUCUCAACGGCAAACACGUCGCCGGAGAAAUCUUGUAUGACUCCCCGGGAAAAAUGGUUUGCCGUGCAGAUUCCUUCUUCAUUGGUCACCCGCUUCCGGCUCUCGCCGUCGACGACGAGCUCAUGCCUGGUCAAACGUAUUUCGUUCUCCCCAUUGAUCGUUUUACAUGCAACGUUCUUUCAGCUUCAACACUCGCAGCCUUCAAUUCUUCUUCUUCUUCGUCUUCAACAGCCAGCCGCAAACGGGUCACCCCCAUGAUCGAAUUCGACCACCACUGCUGUCCCUUCGAAUACACAAAGGGUGAAAACGGUAGGGUUUUUAUCAAGGUGGUGCCCGAAUUCAUAAUCAGGCUAAUACAGAGAAGUAAAGAGUUUGAUCAUCAUGAAGAUGGAUCCUCCUUCCCGUUGCUUUGCAGCACGCCGGAGUUGAAGAAGCACUACGAUCUGCUAGUCGGCUUAAGGGGUCAAGUUUGGUCGCCAAAGCUUGAGCCAAUCUCUGAGUACAAAAUUAGGUAUUCGCCUUGCAGGUUCAUAGGGUUGAAGUGGAAACAGCAAGAGAAUGCUUGUUAA
Molecule: messenger RNA, 654 nt
Organism: Mangifera indica (mango)
Lineage: Eukaryota; Viridiplantae; Streptophyta; Magnoliopsida; Sapindales; Anacardiaceae
Exons: 1
Coding region: 1-654 (217 amino acids)
Source: RefSeq, a predicted model, not a curated record